GCUUUAUCUUAGGUUGUGCAAGAAUGCCUCAUAUUGACAUGUAUACAUGCUACUGGAUUGAUUUCUCUGCAACCAAUUUGCAUGGGGCUCGCUCUCGUCCUUCACAGCGUUGCUCAGUGUUGGCGUGGGGGCAGUCUAUGCAACCUCAAGGUGUUCAGGACGUCAACCUGCGGGGCUCAUGAAGCUAUGCCCAGAAGGUCGCUAGCUUGGUGACCUGAUCUCAACACCGAAGCCCAUCGUCAACCGCAAAAGCUUGCGAUGGCCUGACACAGCCAUAGUUACUUGUGCCGCCAUCUUUGCUCAAUGUACGGAUUUUAGCUUGUGUGUCUUCUUCGGCUAAUCUAUUCAAUUGAAUCCCAGCUGAGAGCCGGCGUACCAUGGCAUCCCUCUGAGCAAGACGACAAAGAGCUUCGACAAUCAAACCCCAGAGCACAAAAAUGACUACAGCGGUCAGAAUCUGUGUCUGUGGCGACGAGGGGACAGGCAAGUCCAGCCUGAUCGCCUCGCUCGUCAAGGACGUCUUCGUCGCCAACAAGAUCCAGUCGGUGCUCCCCCAAGUCACCAUUCCCCCGACCAUCGGCACUCCUGAAAAUGUCACCACCACCAUCGUCGACACCUCCGCCCGGCCCCAGGACCGCACGACCCUGCGCAAGGAGAUCCGGAAAUGUAACGUAAUACUGCUCGUCUACUCGGACCACUACAGCUACGAGCGCGUCGCCCUCUUCUGGAUGCCCUACUUUCGCUCGCUAGGGGUUAACGUCCCGGUCGUGCUGUGCGCCAACAAGUCGGAUCUCGCCGCCUCGGGCAGCACCUCGCAGGUGGUCGAGGAGGAGAUGCUGCCCGUCAUGGCCGAGUUCCGCGAGAUCGACUCGUGCAUCCGCACCAGUGCCAAGGAGCAGCACAACGUCAUUGAAGUCUUCUACCUCUGCCAGAAGGCCGUCACCCACCCCAUCGCGCCCCUGUACGAUCACAAGGAAGGCCAGUUGAAGCCUGCCUGCAUGGCGGCGCUUAAGAGGGUGUUUUACCUGUGCGACAAGGACCAGGACGGCUACCUGAACGACGACGAGAUGCACGAGUUCCAAUCCAAGUCGUUUGAGAAGCCCUUGCUGCCGGGCGAGCUGGAGAAUAUCAAGGCGACUGUUAGCAAGGCGGUGCCAACCUCGAGUACCGAGAAGGGGCUCGACCUGCACGGGUUUCUGCAGCUCAACAAAAUGUAUGCAGAAAAGGGGCGCCACGAGACGAUAUGGAUCAUUCUCAGGAAACAUCACUACACAGACAGUCUGAGCCUGGAAGACAGCUUUCUGCAUCCCCGCUUUGAUGUGCCCGACUACUCCUCGGCUGAGCUCAGUCCAGCAGGGUACCGCUUCUUUAUGGAUCUGUUCUUGACCUUCGACAAGGACAACGACGGGGGUCUCAAUGACCAGGAAUUAGCGGCCUUGUUUGCUCCUACUCCCGGGUUACCGCAAUCCUGGGUCGAGACAUCCUUCCCGUCAUCCACCGUUCGGAACGAGGCUGGCCACAUCACACUACAAGGGUGGCUUGCGCAGUGGAGCAUGACCACCUUCCUCGAACCCAAGACGACGCUAGAAUACCUCGCUUACCUCGGGUUCGAGGGCCCGGACGCACGCGACUCGACUACAGCCGCCUUGAAAGUAACCAAACCACGCAAAAGAAGGCGGCGACCAGGCCGCGUCGAACGGAACGUCGUCCUCUGCUACCUCCUCGGCUCUGCCGGCGCCGGCAAGUCUUCGCUCCUCGAUGCCUUCCUCAACCGGCCGUUCGAUGCGCUUUACCACCCAACCAUCAAGCCCCGCCGCGCCGUCAACAGCGUCGAGCUGCACGGCGGCAAGCAGUGCUAUCUGAUCCUCGAAGAGCUCGGCGAGCUCGAGCCUGCCAUCCUCGAGAACCAAGCCAAGCUCGACACGUGCGACCUUAUCUGCUACGCCUACGACUCGUCCGAGCCCGACUCGUUCUCGCACAUUGUCGACCUGCGCAAGCGCUACCCGCAGCUCGACGAGCUGCCUGCCAUCUACACAGCCCUGAAAGCCGACCGCGACAAGACGACGCAGCGCAGCGAGCUGCAGCCCGACGCCUACACCGCCGCGCUCAACAUGUCGGCCCCGCUGCAUGUGAGUGUCACGUGGAACAGUAUCAGUGAGCUCUUUGUCGCGCUCGCCGAGGCUGCUACCAACCCCAGCACGGCGUUUCCCAAGUCGGAGGAGCCGCCGGACCGGUCGGGUCUGUACUUGGCACUCGGGGCCACGACGUGUGCCGCGUUGGCGGCGUUCAUGAUCUGGCGGAGGUCGACCAAUUCUGCUUAGAGAGAAGCUGCAUCGGCUGGGAACUUAUGGGGAAUGUGGCGGGCUGCAAGGGAAGGAGAAGUUGGGUAAGAGAGUUAGGGAAGAGGUAACGGAAGUGAUGCAUUCGGCGGAGUCUUUUUGGGUGAUGUUUGGAUGGUGGGAUCUCAGUAUGCGCUUGGUGUUCGCCUGGGUAGAUCAGGCGGCCCUCCCUAACCUUUCCGCAGGGAGGGAUUAUGAUACCCACACACACUCCUCUACAUUGCAGUUAGCGUGCGUUUUUAUUAGUGUUUAAUGAAGCUCUAAUCAG
Parathielavia appendiculata is the source of this 2607-nucleotide messenger RNA. Its product is annotated as mitochondrial Rho GTPase. Lineage: Eukaryota; Fungi; Ascomycota; Sordariomycetes; Sordariales; Chaetomiaceae. Gene Ontology annotation, biological process: small GTPase-mediated signal transduction; mitochondrion organization. Gene Ontology annotation, cellular component: mitochondrial outer membrane. The coding region runs from base 438 to 2321 and encodes 627 amino acids. Gene Ontology annotation, molecular function: GTP binding; calcium ion binding; GTPase activity. The transcript has 2 exons. The record is from RefSeq and is a predicted model, not a curated record.